CUUCAUAGUCACCGUUUUUCUCUCUCUCUCUAUCUAUCUAUCAAAUCCCUCUAUACGCGAUCCUCUUCAAAACCCUAGUUUCGGAUCGCUCCGGACUUAAUUAUCCCCAGGAUCGUCAAUUCUUCUCCUUCUUCUUCUUCUCGUUCGUCUGCGUCAGCGAUCGCCAUCCGUCCAACUAUCUGGACCAGAUCACCGUUGGUAUAUUGAUUCGAUUCCUGCCGUGAUUACCAGUUCUCAAUCGGUGUAUUGGUCGAUUCUCUCCCGUGUUGAGAAUUGAUCAGCGCCCAGCCUUUAGUUUGCCUCAGGAGAUGCCCUGUCUCUAAUCAUGAAGCUCAGAAGGAGGAGGGCUUCGGAAGUGCCUCCCAAAAUCAAAUCUUUCAUCGAUAGUGUCACUGCUGUUCCACUCGAGCAUAUACAAGAACCCCUUGCAUGUUUUCGCUGGGAAUUCGACAAGGGUGACUUCCAUCACUGGGUGGACCUCUUCAACUAUUUUGACACAUAUUUUGAGAAGCACGUAAAAGGAAGGAAGGAUCUGAAUGUUGAGGAGAACAUUGACGAAACUUGUCCUGCUUUCCCAAAGGAGGCUGUUCUUCAAGUUCUACGAGUUAUCAGAAUUGUCUUAGAGAAUUGCACAAACAAACAUUUUUAUAGUUCUUAUGAGCAGCAUCUUUCUCUCCUGCUUGCAUCUACUGAUGCAGAUGUCGUUGAAGCCUGUCUGCAGACGUUGGCUGCCUUUUUGAAGAGGCAAGUUGGAAAAUACUCCAUAAGAGAUGCUUCUCUGAAUUCUAAACUAUUUUCCCUUGCACAAGGCUGGGGGGGAAAAGACGAAGGUCUUGGCUUGACAUCAUGUUCCACAGAAGACAGUUGUGAUCAGGUCUCUCACCAGCUAGGUUGUACUCUUCAUUUUGAGUUUUAUGCUUCUGAUGAAUCUUCAAGUGAGCUUCCUGGCGGUUUACAAGUUAUCCAUGUACCUAAUGUCAGCAUGCGUGCAGAGUCUGACCUUGAACUUCUGAACAAAUUAGUCAUUGAUCAUAAUGUUCCUCCCAGUUUAAGAUUCGCGUUGCUGACCAGAUUGAGAUUUGCAAGGGCGUUUUCAUCUUUGUCAACCCGGCAGCAGUAUACAUGCAUUCGCUUAUAUGCUUUCAUUGUUUUGGUUCAAGCAAGUGGUGACACCGAGAAUGUUGUUUCUUUCUUUAAUGGAGAGCCUGAGUUUGUAAACGAGUUAAUUACACUGGUAAGCUAUGAGGAGACUGUUCCAGAGAAAAUAAGGAUACUAUGCUUGCUUUCCUUGGUUGCACUAUCGCAAGAUCGAACUCGGCAGCCGACUGUGUUAACUGCAGUCACCUCCGGCGCGCAUCGUGGUUUGCUAUCUGGCCUUAUGCAGAAAGCUAUUGAUUCUGUUAUCUGUAAUACUUCUAAGCGGUCUCUGGCCUUUGCGGAAGCACUGUUAUCCCUCGUUACAGUCCUGGUUUCAUCAUCUUCAGGAUGUUCAGCCAUGCGAGAAGCUGGUCUUAUUCCAACCCUAGUGCCUCUCAUCAAAGAUACAGAUCCCCAGCACUUGCAUUUGGUCAGUACCGCUGUGCAUAUAUUAGAAGUCUUCAUGGAUUACAGCAACCCAGCUGCUGCUUUGUUCAGAGAUUUGGGUGGCUUAGAUGAUACUAUCUUUCGGUUGAAACUGGAAGUCUCUCGUACCGAAGACGAUGUUAAAGAAAAUAAUUGCAGUUCAGAUAAUAAUGGGAGGGAUUCACAUGUUCUCGGUGGUUCUCUUAAUCGUCCUGAUAUUGAACCGCUUCCCUAUUCUGAAGCAUUAAUUUCGUACCACAGGAGAUUGUUGUUAAAAGCCUUGUUACGUGCAAUAUCUCUUGGAACUUAUGCUCCUGGGAACACUAACCUUUAUGGUUCCGAGGAGAGCUUGCUGCCUGAAUGCUUAUGCAUUAUCUUCCGUAGAGCAAAAUAUUUCGGUGGUGGAAUAUUCUCGCUUGCUGCCACCGUCAUGAGUGAUCUCAUUCAUAAAGAUCCCACUUGUUUCAAUGCUUUAGACUCGGCUGGUUUGACAUCUGCCUUUCUUGAUGCUAUAUCUGAUGAGCUCGUCUGCUCUGCAGAAGCUAUAACAUGCAUUCCACAGUGUCUGGAUGCUCUGUGUCUCAACAACAGCGGUCUUCAAGCUGUAAAGGACCGAAAUGCGUUGAGGUGUUUUGUUAAAAUAUUUACUUCUUCGUCUUAUCUACGGGCUCUUACUGGCGAUACACCUGGUUCUUUGUCAAGUGGGCUUGAUGAACUCUUAAGACAUCAAUCUUCGUUGCGCUCUUAUGGAGUUGAUAUGUUCAUUGAAAUCCUGAAUUCCAUGUUGAUUAUUGGAUCUGGGAUGGAGGCCACCAAUUCUAUGUCAGCAGAUGUGCCUACUGAUGCUGCUCCCGUUCCUAUGGAAAUUGAUGCGGAUGAGAAGAGCUUGGCCGUUUCAGAUGAGGCAGAACCGUCUUCUGAUACUUCUCCAGCAGACAUUGAGUUGUUUCUUCCAGAUUGUGUGUCUAAUGUUGCUCGUCUCCUUGAAACAGUUCUUCAGAAUGCAGAAAACUUCUCCCCUCAGCAUUCGGCUGGUCUAGCUCGGAUAGUGUGCUCCUACUUAAGAGAACAUCUGAAGAGCACAAAUGAGCUUUUAGUUACCAUUAAAGGCACGCAGCUUCUGAAAUUAGAUUCUGCUGUCCAGAUAAAGAUUUUGAGAUCUCUUUCCUGCCUAGAAGGCAUGUUGUCCCUCUCCAACUUUCUGUUGAAAGGAACAGCUUCAGUUAUCUCGGAAUUGAGUGCUGCCGAUGCCGAUGUACUAAAAGAACUUGGUCUAACUUACAAGCAAAUGAUUUGGCAGAUGGCUUUGUGUAGUGAUACCAAGGAAGAUGAAAAAACCAGUGUUGAUCAAGGACCUGAUAAUUCAGUUUCAGCAUCAUCUAGUACUGUUGAAAGAGAGAGUGAUGAGGAUUCAAGCAAUGCUUCAGCACUUAGAUACACAAACCCUGUAACCAUUAGAAGCAGUAGCUCACAGUCUAUUUGGCGUGGGGAUCGUGAAUUUCUGUCUGUUGUGCGUUCUGGCGAAGGUAUUCAUGGUCGUACACGACAUGCAAUAGUCCGAAUGAGGGGUGGGAGGACUCGUCGACACCUGGAGUCUUUUAAUUUCGAUUAUGAGAUUCCACAUGAUCUACCAGAAACGUCAACUUCCCAUGAGCUGAAGAAGAAGAGCACUGAAGUUCUUAUUGUUGAAAUUUUAAACAAGCUGAAUUGUACACUACGUUUGUUUUUCACAGCCCUUGUGAAAGGAUUCACCUCUGCUAAUCGUCGCAGAAUUGAUGGAGCACCAUUGAGUUCAGCAUCUAAGACGCUUGGUACUGGCCUAGCUAAAGUAUUUCUUGAAGCUCUUAAUUUCCAGGGGUAUGGUGCUUCUACUGGGCAUGAUAUCUCUCUGUCAGUAAAGUGCCGGUACCUUGGAAAAGUGGUAGAUGACAUCGCUACUCUGACAUUUGAUACUCGAAGGAGGGUCUGUUUUACAGCUAUGGUGAAUAGUUUUUAUGUCCAUGGAACAUUUAAGGAACUUCUCACCACAUUUGAAGCUACAAGCCAGUUGCUUUGGACAGUACCGUUUUCUAUUCCUGCAUCUGGUACUGAGAAUGAGAAGCCAGGUGAAAGGAACAUAUGGUCUCGCAGUACGUGGCUGGUAGAUACGCUGCAAAACUAUUGCCGAGCACUGGACUAUUUUGUUAACUAUGAAUUUCUAUUAUCUGAAGCCCCCACUUCUCAAACGCAGCUUCUUGUCCAGCAAGCGUCAAUUGGUUUGUCGAUCGGACUUUUUCCCGUACCCAGAGACCCUGAGACUUUUUUGCGAAAUCUCCAGUCUCAGGUUCUGGAUGUCAUACUACCUAUAUGGAACCACCCUAUGUUUCCUGGUUGCAAUCCUAAUUUUGUGGCUUCAGUUACCUCCCUUGUUACACAUAUAUACUCUGGUGUUGUGAAUCCUAGGCAAAAUCGAAGUGGUGUUACCCAGGGUACAAACCAACGAGCCUUGCCUCUACAACCCGACGAAGCCAUUGUUGGUAUGAUUGUGGAAAUGGGAUUUUCAAGGUCGAGGGCGGAAGACGCGUUACGAAGAGUUGGAACAAACAGUGUUGAAAUGGCUAUGGAGUGGUUGGUUAGCCAUCCUGAGGAUCAUGUGCAGGAAGAUGACGAGCUGGCGCAAGCACUUGCACUAUCUCUUGGAAAUGCAUCUGAUACUGCAAAACUUGACGAUACAGAAAAGCCUGUAGAUGUUCCGGAGGAAGAAGCAGAUCCAAAAGAACCAUCUGUUGAUGAAGUUAUUGCUGCAUCAGUGAAAUUAUUUCAGAGUGAUGACUCUAUGGCUUUCCCACUGAUGGAUUUGUUUGUGACGCUCUGUAGCCGAAACAAAGGGGAAGAUCGGCCAAAAAUCGUGUCGUAUCUUAUUCAGCAACUGAAGCUAGUACAACUUGACUUCUCCAAGGAUACUGGUGCUUUGACUAUGAUACCUCACAUUCUAGCAUUACUUCUGUCAGAGGAUGAUAACACACGAGAAAUUGCUGCACAGGAUGGUGUUGCGACCGUAGCAAUUGAUAUCUUGAUGGAUUUCAAGCUUAAGAGUGAAUCUGAAAAUGAGAUUCUGGCUCCAAAAUGCAUCAGUGCUCUGCUUCUAAUCUUAAGUAUGUUGCUACAGGCACAGACUAGAAUCUCGUCUGAAUUAGUGGAAGGAAAUCAAGGUGGAUCUUUGGAGCCGCGCGAUUAUCCACAAGACUCAGCAGCAGCUUUAAAGAAAGCGUUAUCUUCAGAUGUUGCUAAAGGGGAUUCAAACACGGCUUUGGAAUCGAUGUUUGGAAAAUCUACAGGCUAUCUGACCAUGGAAGAGGGUCAAAAGGCUCUACUAAUCGCAUGUGGACUCAUAAAGCAGUGUGUACCAGCAAUGAUUAUGCAGGCUGUUCUUCAGUUAUGUGCUCGUCUAACGAAAACGCAUGCUCUAGCUAUCCAGUUUCUGGAAAAUGGAGGGUUAUCUUCACUCUUUAAUCUUCCGAAAAAAUGUUUUUUCCCUGGGUAUGAUACUGUUGCAUCUGUUAUUGUACGGCAUCUCGUUGAAGAUCCACAGACUCUCCAAAUUGCUAUGGAAUCAGAAAUACGACAGACUUUGAGUGGGAAAAGACACAUAGGUAGGGUAUUACCUCGGACAUUCCUGACAUCAGUGGCCCCUGUAAUAUCAAGAGAUCCUGUGGUUUUUAUGAAAGCUGUGGCUUCCACUUGUCAGCUGGAGUCAUCAGGAGGAAGGGACUUUGUGAUACUGUCAAAGGAAAAAGAAAAGCAGAAAGUUUCUGGCAGUGAACACGGAUUUUCUUUGAAUGAACCCCUUGGAAUAUCCGAAAAUAAGCUUCAUGAUGGGUCAGGAAAAUGUUCAAAGAGCCACAGAAGAGUCCCUGCUAACUUCAUCCAAGUUAUUGAUCAGCUUAUUGAUAUUGUCUUGAGUUUUCCUAGGGUGGAGAGGCAGGAAGAUGGUGAAACGAUUCAGUCUCGAUGGAGGGUAACAUUUAUUUUGAAGUUGUUGAGUGAUAUUGUUAUUAUGUACUUGCAUGGUACCAGUGUCAUACUUAGACGGGAUACAGAUAUAUCUCAGCUUCGGGGUUCCAAUUUACCUGAUGAUUCACCUGGCAAUGGAGGCUUAAUCUACCAUGUCAUUCACCGAUUACUUCCUAUAUCUCUUGAAAAGUUGGUUGGACCUGAAGAAUGGAAGGAGAAAUUGUCUGAAAAGGCUUCCUGGUUUCUGGUCGUUUUGUGCAGCCGUUCCAGUGAAGGGCGUAAAAGAAUAAUCAGCGAGGUUUCGAGGGUUUUAUCCGUGUUUGCUUCCUUGGGAAAGAGUUCUAGUAAAAGUGUUCUGUUACCCGAUAAAAGAGUUCUUGCUUUUGCUGACCUGGUUUAUUCGAUCUUGACGAAGAAUUUAUCUUCCAGCAACUUACCUGGUAGUGGUUGUUCACCUGAUGUUGCAAAGAGCAUGAUAGAUGGGGGAACUAUCCAGUGUCUGACCAGCAUCCUUCACGUGAUUGAUCUCGACCACCCUGAUGCUCCAAAGCUUGUCACUCUUAUCCUUAAGUCUCUCGAGACACUGACAAGGGCUGCCAAUGCUGCCGAGCAGCUAAAAUCAGAAGGACCUAACGAGAAAAAGAGCACAGAUUCUAAUGAGAGACGUGACAGUCUUGGAACUUCAGCUGAGGCUGAAGUUGGUGAAUUGAACCAAAAUAAUAGCAGUCUACAGCAAGUAACAGAUGCAGUAGAGAAUGGACAGGAGCAUCCUCAAGUUUCCUCCCGAAGCGAAGGUGAAAGGAGUUCGAGUCCUCAGGAGAUGAGCAUUGAAAGCAAUGAGACAAUACUGCCCGAACCUAUUCAGAUGGAUUUCAUAGGAGAAGAGAUUGAAGGUGAUCAAAUCGGAAUGAGUUUUCAUGUUGAAAAUAGGGCUGACGAUGAUGUAGAUGAUGACAUGGGAGACGAAGGGGAGGAUGAUGAAGGAGAUGAUGAGGAUGCAGAAUUCGUGGAUGAUGAAGGAGAUGAUGAGGAUGCAGAAUUCGUGGAAGAUGGAGCUGGUGUUAUGUCUCUUGCUGGAACCGAUGUGGAAGACCCUGAAGAUACUGGCCUUGGAGAUGAAUAUAAUGAUGACAUGAUUGACGAAGAUGAGGAUGAUUUCCACGAGAAUCGUGUAAUAGAGGUGCGGUGGAGGGAAGCUCUUGAUGGGCUGGAUCACUUUCAGAUUCUUGGGCGAUCUGGUGGUGGAAAUGGUUUUGUUGAUGAUAUUACAGCUGAGCCGUUUGAAGGAGUGAAUGUGAACGAUCUGUUUGCUCUGCGGAGACCCUUGGGCUUUGAGCGUAGACGUCAGACAGUCAGAUCUUCUGUUGAUCGAUCUGGUUCAGAAGUACACGGUUUUCAGCAUCCUCUCUUUUCCAGACCAUUGCAAACUGGCAAUACAGCCCCGGUUUCGGCAAGUACUAGCAGUAUACCCAGGCAUCCAGAAUCUGGCAGCUAUGAUGUAGCACAGUUUUACAUGUUUGAUACACCUGUUUUACCCUUUGAUCAAGUACCAGGUAAUCCUUUCAGUGAUCGUCUAGGAGGUGGUGGGGCACCUCCUCCUUUGACCGAUUAUUCUGUUGUGGGUAUGGAUUCAUCAAGAAGAGGGGUUGGUGAUAGUCGGUGGACUGAUAUAGGUCAUCCUCAACCAAGUAGCCAGUCUGCUUCAGUUGCCCAGUUGAUAGAAGAACAUUUUAUUUCCAACCUGCGCGCUUCUGCUCCAGCUGAUACUGUUGUCGAAAGAGAAACUAAUAGCACGGAAGUCCAAGAGCAGCAGCACCCCGAUGCUCAUCCUUCUGUUGAAAGCGAAACCGUUUUGGGGGAUGGUAACAAUGGUGGUCAACAAAGUGGAGACCAGGAACUGUUAAAUAACAAUGACAAUGUUAAUAACCCACCUGAUGUAACGGCUGGGAGUUUCUCUCAAGGUCAAGCUGAUCUAGCUUCUCCUGUCGUCCGAGAUGCAGGUGAAUGUCCACAGCAGCAUGGAGCUAUGCAGCCUCCUCCGUUGAACAGUACACCAAAUGAUAUUGACGGAAUGGAAGUUGGUGAAGGUGAUGGAGUACCUAUUGAGCAACCAGACCUCGGAGCCGUUCAUCUUGUCUCCACUGGUCAACCUGAUACUUCCAGUAUUCAAAAUAUGUCUGCUAGGGCGACAUCUCUUCCAAUAGAUGAUCCUGAUUCUAAUUUUCAGCCAAGUGUUGAUGUAGAUAUGAGUAGUGAUGGUGCUGAGGGAAAUCAAAGUGUGGAACCUUCACUUUUGGCCGGUGACAUCCAUGAGCCAUCAUCCAUGGAAGCUACACAAGAUGCGAGGAACAGUGAACAAGUUGCCGAAGGUAGCUUGGAAGGUGGGGCACCGGAAGCGAAUUCCAUUGAUCCUACAUUUUUGGAGGCGCUCCCUGAAGAUUUGCGGGCAGAAGUCCUUGCGUCUCAACAAGCGCAGUCCGUUCAGCCCCCUACUUAUGAACCACCUCCAGUAGACGGCAUUGAUCCUGAAUUUUUGGCAGCCCUUCCCCUCGAUAUCCAAACAGAAGUUCUUGCUCAACAAAGGGCACAAAGGAUGGUACAGCAGUCACAAGGACAGCCAGUGGACAUGGAUAACGCUUCAAUUAUUGCUACUCUACCUGCUGAUUUACGUGAAGAGGUUCUCCUAACUUCUUCAGAAGCAGUUUUAGCAGCUUUGCCUCCACCUUUGAUUGCGGAAGCGCAGAUGCUCAGAGACCGAGCAAUGAGUCACUAUCAAGCUCGUAGUCUUUUUGGAAGCAGCCAUCGGCUGAAUAAUCGAAGGAAUGGUGUGGGUUACAAUAGGCUGACUGGGAUGGACAGGGGGGUUGGAGUCACUAUUGGUCAGAGGGGUGUUUCAUCUUCUGCAGAUGGCUUGAAAAUGAAAGAGAUCGAAGGAGACCCUCUUGUGGAUGCUGAUGCCUUGAAAUCACUAAUUAGACUACUACGACUUGCACAACCGUUGGGGAAAGGACUUCUGCAGAGGCUUCUACUAAAUCUAUGUGCUCACAGUGUUACAAGGGCAAACUUGGUUCAACUUUUAUUGGAUAUGAUUAGGCCAGAGAUGGAAACAUCACCGAGUGAGUUGGCAAUGACUAAUCCGCAAAGACUUUAUGGCUGCCAAUCAAAUGUUGUUUAUGGACGAUCCCAGCUAUUGAAUGGUCUUCCUCCUCUGGUGUUCCGUCGGGUGCUUGAGGUUUUGACGUACUUGGCUACGAAUCAUUCGGCUGUUGCUGACAUGUUGUUUUACUUUGAUUCGUCACUUCUGUCCCAAUUGUCAAGCUCGAAACCCUCUGCAUGUGAAGGGAAGGGUAAGGAGAAAGUUGCUCAAGUGACAGACUCCCGGAAUCUGGAGAUACCUCUGGUUGUCUUCCUAAAACUGCUUAAUCGGCCUCAGCUUUUGCAAAGUACAUCGCAUCUAGCGCUGGUCAUGGGUUUACUGCAAGUAGUUGUCUACACAGCAGCAUCCCGAAUUGAGGGUUGGUCUCCGUCAUCCGGAGUACCUGAGAAAUCAGAAAAUAAACCAGUCGGCGAAGAAGCUUCAAGUGAAACACGAAAAGAUACUGAACCUGAGCUAGUGGAUGAAGCUGAGCUAUCUGUUGCAAGAAGGAAGAAUUGUGCUGAUAUAUAUAACAUAUUCUUGCAAUUGCCACAGUCCGAUCUACGAAAUCUUUGUAUUCUUCUUGGAUACGAAGGGUUGUCAGAUAAAAUUUACUCGUUAGCGGGAGAAGUACUAAAAAAGCUGGCUGCCGUAGAUGUGGCUCAUCGCAAGUUUUUCGCGAAAGAGCUCUCACAAUUGGCAAGUGGUUUGAGUGCCUCAACUGUCCGUGUACUGGCAACACUGAGCAAUACACAGAAGAUGAGCCACAGUACAGGUUCCAUGGCAGGUGCUUCAAUUCUCCGUGUUUUACAGGUGCUUAGCUCCCUAACUUCCCAUAUUGAUGAUGGCAAUGCGGGAACCGAAAGGGAAACAGAACAGGAGGAACAAAACAUUAUGCAGAGACUGAACGUGGCAUUAGAGCCCCUGUGGCAGGAACUUAGCCAGUGUAUCAGCAUGACUGAGCUGCAGCUGGAUCAUACUUCAGCGACAACAACCGUGUCAAACGUAAAUCCCGGAGAUCAUGUCCUAGGCGUCACUCCUCCGUCCCCUCUUUCUCCAGGAACUCAGAAAUUCCUACCUCUUAUUGAGGCUUUCUUUGUUCUCUCUGAGAAAAUUCAAACUCCGUCAAUAUUACAGCAGGAUCAUGCGAAUGUGACAGCGGGGGAAGUAAAGGAGUCUGCUCAUAGUUCAUCUUCAUCAUCUAAAACCAGUGUAGAUUCUCAGAAAAAAACUGAUGGCUCCGUUACAUUUGCAAAGUUUGCGGAGAAGCAUAGGCGACUUUUGAAUUCAUUCGUCAGGCAAAAUCCGAGUUUGCUGGAGAAGUCCCUUUCAAUGAUGCUCAAGGCACCGAGGCUGAUUGAUUUUGACAACAAGAAAGCUUACUUCAGGUCAAGGAUAAGGCACCAGCAUGAUCAUCACAUUUCUGGGCCAUUGCGUAUAAGUGUCCGCCGAGCUUAUGUGUUGGAAGAUUCGUACAACCAGUUACGUAUGCGCUCCCCACAGGAUCUGAAAGGACGCCUGAAUGUGCAGUUUCAAGGUGAGGAAGGUAUUGAUGCUGGUGGUCUUACAAGAGAAUGGUAUCAGUUAUUGUCAAGAGUUAUAUUUGACAAAGGAGCGUUGCUUUUCACUACCGUUGGAAAUGAUGCCACCUUCCAGCCGAAUCCCAAUUCUGUUUACCAAACUGAGCAUCUAUCAUACUUCAAAUUUGUUGGUCGCAUGGUAGCGAAGGCGUUGUUUGAUGGGCAGCUUUUGGAUGUUUAUUUCACUCGCUCCUUCUAUAAACACAUACUUGGUGUGAAGGUGACCUAUCAUGACAUUGAGGCGGUAGAUCCUGAUUACUACAAGAAUUUGAAGUGGCUGUUAGAGAAUGAUGUGAACGACAUACUCGACCUUACGUUUAGUAUGGACGCAGAUGAGGAGAAACACAUUCUUUACGAAAAGACUGAGGUGACGGACUAUGAGCUUAAACCUGGAGGACGAAACAUACGGGUAAACGAAGAAACAAAACAUGAAUAUGUUGACCUUGUGGCCGGGCACAUACUUACCAAUGCUAUUCGGCCUCAAAUCAACGCAUUCCUCGAAGGCUUUAAUGAGCUGAUACCUCGUGACCUCGUAUCCAUUUUCAACGAUAAAGAGCUCGAGCUCCUAAUCAGUGGAUUGCCUGAGAUUGAUUGUUCCAUUGGAAGGUUUCAAGGCACUGCAAGGCAUUUCUGGCCCUCAAAGAUUACAAAUCCACAAAGCGUAUGGAGCUCCGGAGCGGCUCCCGUCAGCUCAUACAUGGUUUUCCAAUUUCAUUCUUUCGUCGUAAUGUUUGCAUACAAAUCUCACGAUUUCUUUGGUUUCGUGGCAGAUGUCAAAGAUUUUCAGGCAGGAUGA
This is a messenger RNA of Thlaspi arvense, 11068 nucleotides long. The record is from the annotation of a GenBank genome assembly. Lineage: Eukaryota; Viridiplantae; Streptophyta; Magnoliopsida; Brassicales; Brassicaceae.